Tetrahymena thermophila SB210 is the source of this 810-nucleotide messenger RNA. RefSeq names its product Rieske iron-sulfur protein, ubiquinol-cytochrome C reductase iron-sulfur subunit. Gene Ontology annotation, molecular function: 2 iron, 2 sulfur cluster binding; oxidoreductase activity. Lineage: Eukaryota; Ciliophora; Oligohymenophorea; Hymenostomatida; Tetrahymenidae. The transcript has 5 exons. The record is from RefSeq and is a predicted model, not a curated record. Gene Ontology annotation, cellular component: membrane. Gene Ontology annotation, biological process: mitochondrial electron transport, ubiquinol to cytochrome c.
AUGUUUUCCAAAACCCUUGCUCACGUUACCCGUAGCUGCAACAAACUCAACCAAGUUUAAGCUUACAACUUCGGUGUUUUGAGUGAAUACAAUCAAAGAUUAAGCAAAAAGCUCCACAAGGGUCACUUGGUCGAAGAUAAGCCCACAUUCUUCGUUACCUCAUCUAGACCUGGUAACUUUGGUGAUCACAUUGAUUUCAAGGUUAACAUUGAUAACUGGUUUGAUGAAAAUAGAGUCCACAAUGAACACGAAACUGAUAUCAGAAGAACCUAGAUUUACACUUUGAAUGCUAUCUAUUAUGGUGGUUUACUUUCUUUUGCUAGACUUUAUGCCAUGGGUGUCAUCGGUCGUCUUAACGGUUGGAAGAGAUACGAAAGAGAUACUUACUCUGAAGUUGAUAUUGGUGCUCUCCCUCCUGGUGAAGUCAUGCAAAUGGUCUGGAAUGGUACUCCCAUUUUCAUUAGAAGACUUACUAGUAAUGAAGUUAAGGAAGAAAAUGAAUUACCUUCUAACACUCUUUUGGAUAAGGAUAAAGAAGUUAUUCUUUCUGAUGCUGGUAACACUAAGGUUAUCGUCGUCUCUGCUGUCUGCACUCACUUGGGUUGCAUUCCUAUUCCUUAUCUUGGUGCUUAUAAGGGUUAUGUCUGCAUUUGCCACGGUUCAGUCUACGAUAAAUUUGCUAGAGUUAGAUAAGGUCCUGCUUUGCUCAACCUUCCCGCCAUUAACAACUCCAUUCACGAUGAAGGUACUUUGGUCUGUAUGGAACAACUUAAGUUCCCCCACGAACCUUCUCAAAGAUUCUGGGCUUGA